Molecule: messenger RNA, 822 nt
Organism: Verticillium alfalfae VaMs.102
Lineage: Eukaryota; Fungi; Ascomycota; Sordariomycetes; Glomerellales; Plectosphaerellaceae
Product: DNA damage checkpoint protein rad24
Exons: 4
Coding region: 1-822 (273 amino acids)
Biological process (GO): signal transduction
Cellular component (GO): cytoplasm
Source: RefSeq, a predicted model, not a curated record
AUGGGCCAAGAAGAUGCCGUUUACCUGGCCAAGCUCGCCGAGCAGGCUGAGCGUUACGAGGAGAUGGUUGAGAACAUGAAGAUUGUCGCCGGUGAGGACCGCGAUCUGACUGUUGAGGAGCGCAACCUCCUCUCUGUCGCCUACAAGAACGUCAUUGGCGCCCGCCGUGCCUCUUGGAGGAUCGUUACUUCCAUUGAGCAGAAGGAGGAGUCCAAGGGCAACUCAUCCCAGGUUGGCCUCAUCAAGGAGUACCGCCAGAAGAUUGAGGCCGAGCUCGCCAAGAUCUGCGAAGAUAUCCUUGAGGUCCUCGACAAGCACCUGAUCCCCUCUGCCAAGUCUGGAGAGUCCAAGGUCUUCUACCACAAGAUGAAGGGCGACUACCACCGUUACCUGGCCGAAUUCGCCAUUGGCGACCGCCGCAAGGAUUCUGCUGACAAGUCGCUCGAGGCCUACAAGGCUGCCACUGAGGUCGCCCAGACCGAGCUUCCUCCUACUCACCCCAUCCGUCUUGGUCUCGCCCUCAACUUCUCCGUCUUUUACUACGAGAUUCUCAACGCCCCUGACCAGGCUUGCCACCUGGCCAAGCAGGCCUUUGACGAUGCCAUUGCUGAGCUCGACACCCUGAGCGAGGAGUCCUACAAGGACUCGACCCUGAUCAUGCAGCUGCUGCGUGACAACUUGACCCUGUGGACCUCGUCGGAGGCCGAGCCCGCCCAGACCGGAUCCGGUGAGAGCGCCGCGCCUAAGGAGGCCGCUCCCGAGGCGACCGAGGCACCGGCCGCGGCCGCGAGCACCGAGGAGGCCCCCAAGGCCGCCGAGUAA